Molecule: messenger RNA, 402 nt
Organism: Ambispora leptoticha
Lineage: Eukaryota; Fungi; Glomeromycota; Glomeromycetes; Archaeosporales; Ambisporaceae
Source: the annotation of a GenBank genome assembly
AUAAAAAAGAACGUAGCGAUGAAGAAAUCGCAAAUGAACAUAUGGAGAUCGCAUUUGCAUUUUUGAAAUAUUCAACGUUAAAAAGUCCAUGCAAUGAAUUCAUAAUUUUCCGCAUAAAUGUCACUUAUGCGCUGAAAAUUGGCGGGCGAAUUAGAAAUGCGAGCGAAAUUUCGUCACUAGCUGCAAAUAUGUGGCAGAAAUGGCCUCCUGAAAAGAAGAACAAAUAUGUACUUUUAUCGAAAAAAUGGUCCAGUGAUAUAUGGAAAGACGAAGGUGUAACGAUGAAUGUCAUGGCGCAGGAAACAUUCGAUAUUACGCCAUCGAUCAUUAACCCCGAUACCGAGUUCUAUGAAUAUUCGAGUCGUAUAUGGGGAGAAGAUGAUGCGAUAUUAUUUAAAUGUG